AUGCCCUUCCUCUCUGUUCUCCGGCUGGUGAUCUUUGUCCUGGCACUGGUGUUCUCGGUCAUCGCCCUAGGCAUCGCGGCGGAUCUCAUGAGCCUGACCGAGACCUACUUCAAUGUCACGCUCAUAUUCUGCAUAUUGGCCGUGGUUUCCGCUUCCCUAACGAUCAUCUCACUUCCUAUCAUGUUGACCCUCGACACUGUACGGCAGGGGGCUUUUACCUCCACUGUCGUUUUCGAACUGAGCUGGCUUUUUGUUCUCUGGGUUUUGUGGAUUGCCACCGCCGCGGAGGCUACGUACUCCAAUGGCCUGAUCUUCCCUUCUGGCUGCGGCUACAUCAAUCCCAAAAUCAACCAGGGAUGCCAAGAAUUCGCUGCCGUGCAAGGCUUCUCUUUCCUCACAUGGAUAAUCCUGAUGGCCUACACCAUCGUCCUCCUUGUUUUCGCGAUCAUAGGCACGUCUCGAGGCAACAAGGUCUGGCUGUCUUCCGUAAGGGAGAACAACUUCCUCCACCCUUCUGUGCAUGCGGAUAAGCCAAUUAUCGAGGAGAAAUAUCCUGCUGGCAACGUACCCAUUUAUGGAGUACCCACCAGCCCGUAUCAGCCUCCCAGGCAGCCGACGUCUCCGACGUUCAAUGCCCACCCCUCAAAUAUCUCGACCUAUCAGGGAACCCCGUCCCCUCACCCGGCGCAUAAUGGGCAGUCUGUUUAG
This is a messenger RNA of Gloeophyllum trabeum ATCC 11539, 708 nucleotides long. RefSeq lists its product as uncharacterized. The record is from RefSeq and is a predicted model, not a curated record. Lineage: Eukaryota; Fungi; Basidiomycota; Agaricomycetes; Gloeophyllales; Gloeophyllaceae. Bases 1 to 708 code for a protein of 235 amino acids. The transcript has 6 exons.